AUACCGUAGCACCAGAGUUGAGAUCCAAAUACAGUUAACAUGGUUUCAAAAAUAGUUUUUAUCACACUAUGGAUGGGCAUAUGGAUAACAGCUAUCUGUGGUCAAACGGUUCAAUUGGACGAAAAUUAUGUCAAUCGAGUGGUCGGUGGUCACGAAGCGGCUAAUGGCUCUGCUCCUCAUCAAGUUUCUCUACAGCUGAAAGGAUUCGGUCACACUUGUGGAGGAUCUAUCGUAGCGGAUAAGUGGGUUCUUACGGCGGCGCACUGUGUUGAAGGGCAAACACCCGGUCAGCUGAAUGUACUCGUCGGAACCAACAGUUUGAAGGAAGGCGGAGAGCUACACGAAACGGACAAAUUUGUCACGCACAAAUAUUACAAUAAGCCGCAAUUCCACAACGACGUUGCAUUGGUGCGCCUGAAGUCAAAACUACAGUUCUCGACCAAGGUUAAAGCUAUCGUGUAUUGGGAAAAGGAAGUCGGAGCAAACCGCUCAGUAACUCUGACCGGCUGGGGCAGAACAUCAGCUGGAGGACUUGUUCCGACGAUGCUUCAGACGAUAGACCUCAAAACGCUUAGCAACGAGGAAUGCAAGCAGAGAUCGCCAAGCGGAAGCGACAACGUUGACAUUGGACAUAUUUGCACACUUACCAAGAGUGGAGAAGGUGCUUGUAAUGGUGAUUCGGGAGGACCUCUGACUCUAGAUGGAAAACUUGUUGGUGUAGUGAACUUCGGAGUUCCAUGCGCUUUCGGAUAUCCUGAUGCCUACGCGCGUGUGUCAUAUUUCCACGAAUGGGUUCGAACGACGCUCGCUGAAAAUUCAUAAUAUUAACCGAAUCAUUUCAUGUUGAUUUGAUUAAAUUGAUUUAAGUUCAUGAUAUAAUAGAGAGUUGAUUGGACCACAAUUGCGCAUAAUAAAUUAACUAUGGUAUAAAAAAUUAAUCGGUUAUUAACCACAGCUGCGAUUGUCAUAAGCGAUAUUUUUGCACCAAUCUCAACCUGGUGUACCGUGCUGUGCCCUUAUUCCGUUCACCUAAGACAAUGCGCUAUGUCUAAAAGCUCUAAAAAAUAGCCGUUUAGUAUUUUGAAGCUGCAAUUUCGCUACAUAGUGUCAUUUGCUAUAUACAAUUGAAAAUAAAAUAUGUUGGAAUGCAUUCAUAGACUUAGGCUCCACUAGUGAAAAAAACAUUGACAAAUUAUGUGGUCCUAAUUCCAAUCAUCUGAAAUGGCAUUGUUCCUAAUUCCGUUCAUUCGUGUUCCUAAUUCCAAUCACCCGAAAAACAUUUGAUUUCUUGAAGAUGCUGAUACCAGGCAUCAUUUUUCUCACAAAUCCAUCUUUUCAUUUAUUAUAAUAUUGCAAAUAAAAAGCUUAAAAUGUAAUUUCCUUCCGAAUUUGAAAUACAAUGAAUGAUUUUCCUUAGU
This is a messenger RNA of Armigeres subalbatus, 1418 nucleotides long. Its product is annotated as chymotrypsin-2-like. The transcript is spliced from 3 exons. Gene Ontology annotation, molecular function: serine-type endopeptidase activity. Bases 40 to 822 code for a protein of 260 amino acids. NCBI's taxonomy places the organism in Eukaryota, Metazoa, Arthropoda, Insecta, Diptera, Culicidae. Gene Ontology annotation, biological process: proteolysis. The record is from RefSeq and is a predicted model, not a curated record.